Megalops cyprinoides (Indo-Pacific tarpon) is the source of this 2081-nucleotide messenger RNA. Its product is annotated as myotubularin-related protein 2-like. NCBI's taxonomy places the organism in Eukaryota, Metazoa, Chordata, Actinopteri, Elopiformes, Megalopidae. Gene Ontology annotation, molecular function: phosphatidylinositol-3,5-bisphosphate 3-phosphatase activity. The transcript is spliced from 15 exons. The record is from RefSeq and is a predicted model, not a curated record. Gene Ontology annotation, biological process: dephosphorylation. Bases 153 to 2081 code for a protein of 642 amino acids.
CUGCCUGGACUCCCCGUUACUCUUCUUGGUUAGAGCUAUGUUUGAAACGCAGGACGUAACACGGUAGCUAGCUCACUAACUUAAUGCACACCUAGCAAUCUAGGUAAGAUUGGUGUCAUAACUGAACUGAAACGAGCUCAUUUUUGUUUGAAAUGGAAAAGAGUGGCAGCACCGACAGUGGUGAAUGUAAACCGUUUUCGUCCAGACAGCCGAGUGUGGACUCAAUAGCGAGUACUUCCACAUGUCCUUCUGACCGAUCUUCACACCUAAAGCCCCCAGUGACUCACUCCUCCGAUGCCUUAUCCACCUCCACGGAGGUCUCCCUGGAGCUCCAGGUAGGCACUUCAAUAACCACGCUCGGGAAUUGUCAUAAAUUGGCACAAGAGGAACCACAGUUAAUACCGAAGGAGUCAAUACAGGACAUUGCUAAAGAGGUCACCUACAUCUGUCCCUUUAGUGGUGCCAUUAGAGGAACUUUGUCUGUCACCAAUUACAGGUUAUUUUUCAAAUGCACAGACAGGGAUACGGCAUUUGCGCUGGAUCUUCCCCUGGGAGUGAUUAACCGGAUUGAGAAGAUUGGAGGGGUCUCAGGUCGCAGCGAGGUGUCCUAUGGGCUCGUCUGCAAGGACAUGCGGAAUCUUCGGUUUGCACACAAAGUGCAGGAAGGCUCUUUCAAGAAGUCCAUAUUUGAGGUUUUAAUGAAGUUUGCCUUUCCUCUCUCAUACGGCAUGGAAAUCUUUGCCUUUCAAUAUGGGCAGAUUUUCCCAGAGAGUGGGUGGAAGGUGUAUGACGCCCUCUCAGAGUACAAGAGACAGGGCUUGCCCAAUGAGAGCUGGAGAAUAACGAAGAUGAAUGAGCACUACGAGCUGUGUGACACCUACCCUGCUACCCUGGUGGUACCGGUCACCAUUCCUGAUGAAGAGCUGAAGAGGGUGGCAGCGUUCAGAGCCAAGGGCAGAAUUCCUGUCCUGUCCUGGAUUCACCCGGAGAGCCAGGCCACAGUGACACGCUGCAGUCAGCCCAUGGUGGGGGUCAACGGCAAGCGCAGCAAGGAUGAUGAGAAGUACCUGCAAGCCAUCAUGGACGCCAACGCCCAGUCGCACAAACUCUUCAUCUUCGACGCGCGUCCAAGCGUCAACGCCGCAGCAAACAAGAUGAAAGGGGGUGGCUACGAGAGCGAGGACGCCUAUCAGAACGCGGAGCUUGUGUUCCUGGACAUCCACAACAUCCAUGUGAUGCGGGAGUCCCUCCGCAAGCUGAAGGAGGUGGUGUACCCCAACAUUGAGGAGUCCCGCUGGCUGUCCAACCUGGAGUCCACCCACUGGCUAGAGCACAUCAAGCUGAUCCUGGCCGGGGCGCUGCGCAUCGCGGACAAGGUGGAGUCUGGGAGGACGUCGGUGGUGGUGCACUGCAGCGACGGCUGGGACCGCACCGCCCAGCUCACCUCUCUCUCCAUGCUGAUGCUGGACGCCCACUACCGUACCCUCCGCGGCUUCCAGGAGCUGGUGGAGAAGGAGUGGCUGAGUUUUGGCCACCGCUUCCAGCUGAGAGUAGGGCAUGGAGACAGGAACCACUCGGAUGCAGACCGCUCACCUGUCUUCCUGCAGUUCAUUGACUGCGUUUGGCAGAUGACCCGACAGUUCCCCUCAGCGUUUGAGUUCAAUGAGUACUUCCUGAUCACCAUUCUGGAUCACCUCUAUAGCUGCCUUUUUGGGACCUUCCUGGGUAACAGUGAACAGCAGCGUGUGAAGGAAGAGCUGCCGGAGAGGACAGUCUCGCUGUGGUCUUACAUCAACAGCCAGCUGGAGGAGUUCACCAACCCCCUGUACGUCAACUACUCCAAUCAUGUGCUGUUCCCUGUGGUUAGCAUGCGCCACCUAGAGCUGUGGGUGGGGUACUACGUUCGAUGGAAUCCUCGAAUGAGACCACAAGAGCCUAUACACCAACGGUACAAAGAGCUGCUGGCCAAGCGGGCGGAGCUACAGAACAGGGUGGAGGAGCUUCAGCGUGAGGUGGCCAAUCGCUCAGGCCCGUCCUCUGAGAAGGCGGGGUCUCCCACCGUUGCGCCUGUGCAGACCUGA